AUGCAAAAGCUCAACCUCAACAAGCCCUCUCAUAUCAUGCUCUGCUGGGCUGGAUUGACCAUUUCGGGAGCACUGUUCUACAAUGUGACAAAGAACGGCAUUUACAUCCGUAAGCGCGAACACGCAGUUCCUUCCGAGACCAUCCCUUCCCAGGCCCACCAAUUGUCAUGGGAAGACAGGAUCGCACAGGAUGAGGCCAACGCGGCCAAGAAGGGCUACAAGGUUGAUUACCGCGGCAUCCACAAGACCUCAACAGCGGAAGCAAAGGACGUCUAA
This is a messenger RNA of Linnemannia hyalina, 276 nucleotides long. The record is from the annotation of a GenBank genome assembly. Lineage: Eukaryota; Fungi; Mortierellomycota; Mortierellomycetes; Mortierellales; Mortierellaceae.